GUACAGUUGCUGUAUUAGCAAGCGCGGCUAGCAAUGGACCGGUCAGAUGGAGCAGUGUGGAGGCCACCCCGAGCCUGUGAUGACUACUGGAGUGAAUUUAAACACUGCAAAAGCUUAAGGAAUUAUUUUCACCACUACUACACUUACGGUAACACCCCAUCCUGUGAGCAGUGGAAAGAGGACUACCAUAACUGCAGAGAGUGGGAGAAACACAGAGGCACUGAGGCUAAGGAGGCCUUGCUGAGGAGUGAGAGGAACAGAGUGGCUGAGCAGAAAAAUUUCACUCCAGUGUGGGAACUAAGACGAGGCCCUCCUAGAGACUGGCACUUGCCCCUGGAUGAGGAAAAGCCUCAGGACUCCUGAACUGUCACUGGUCACCUGUCUCUUUUCCACUAAAGCAAAGUGAAAUGAAGAUUCAAGAUUCUUAUCACUUAAAAGACUUCAUAAAAUUGCUCAGAGCCCUGAGCUGGAGAGACUCGUCAUAACUCCUUUUCCGUCUCAAGCUUUCAGUGAGCUGCUGAAUGAAAAAAGAUUGGUAACAGUGAUAGCAGCAUCUAGUGGUCAAUAAUGAGGAUGACUGCAUGUAUUCAACCAGCGAAUUACAAUAUGAUCUCUGCAAAGGCAGUGUCGUUUUUUCCCCGUCAUAUAUAUUUCUCCAAAGCUUGUAAAUUGAACCUUUAAGGCUGACCUCACUCAGAGACUCACUGUAAAUCAGUCUUAGGAUAAUUGCCUUGCUUGUCUGUGUGUAGUGUUGGUAAAGGGCAAUAUUGGGUAACAUUAUGCCACAGGUAUAUUUUAAGAUUCUAUGUAUUUCAUCCAAGUAAUGAAAGAUCUAUCAUGUAUUGUUCUGAUCAGGGUUAAAUUAAAAUAUUGAAGCUCCAUUAGGAUGCAUUAAGACUUAA
Molecule: messenger RNA, 902 nt
Organism: Plectropomus leopardus (leopard coralgrouper)
Lineage: Eukaryota; Metazoa; Chordata; Actinopteri; Perciformes; Serranidae
Gene: c4h22orf39
Product: chromosome 4 C22orf39 homolog
Source: RefSeq, a predicted model, not a curated record